This is a messenger RNA of Drosophila virilis, 2058 nucleotides long. Its product is annotated as hexokinase type 2. Gene Ontology annotation, molecular function: D-glucose binding; ATP binding; glucokinase activity. Gene Ontology annotation, cellular component: mitochondrion; cytosol. Gene Ontology annotation, biological process: glucose 6-phosphate metabolic process; glycolytic process; glucose metabolic process. NCBI's taxonomy places the organism in Eukaryota, Metazoa, Arthropoda, Insecta, Diptera, Drosophilidae. The record is from RefSeq and is a predicted model, not a curated record.
UCAGUUUUCCAAACAACUCGAAACUCGACUCAUCAACAAAUUCUAAAUUUUUGUUUGCCAGCUGUGCGCCCCGCUCCUUGGCAGAUUUUUAAGAAUGGCUUCGCCACAGCAAGAAUUCCCGGAAGCCUAUGAGAUCUGUAAGCAGUUCACGCUAACCGAAGACCAGAUGUUCGAGGUUGUUGAUCGUCUGACCAAAGAAAUUGAAAUGGGCCUACGGAAAGAAACAAAUUUACGUUCCACGGUGAAAUGCUAUAUUACGUACGUACAGGAUGUACCCUCAGGCAAGGAGCGGGGCAAGUAUCUAGCCCUGGAUCUGGGGGGUUCGAAUUUUCGUGUUUUAUUGGUUGAUCUUAAAAGCCAAACAGAUGUUGAUAUUCAGUCUAAGAGCUUUGUCCUGGGCAAGAAUCUACUGACUGGCUCGGGUAAAAGACUUUUUGAUUAUAUCGCUGAGUGCCUGGCCGAAUUUUGCAUAGAGCAAAGAAUUGCAUGGGAUAAUCUGCCAUUGGGCUUUACAUUUUCGUUUCCAUGCAAACAGACGGCCAUUAACAAGGGCGUCUUGGUCAACUGGUCAAAGGGCUUUAAAUGCCCAGACGUUGUUGGCCAUAAUGUUGUCCAAAUGCUGCAACAGGCAAUUGAUAGCCGUCUCGAUCUCAGAGUUAGGGUAGUUGCCAUACUAAGCGAUACGACGGGAACCCUGAUGGCUUGCGCCCAAAGGCAACCCAACUGCCGCAUUGGUCUGAUUGUGGGCAAUGUCUGCAAUGCCUGCUAUAUAGAGAAAACGGAAAAUACCGAAAUGUUUCAGAGAUAUCAGACUAGCCGUAAGCGGAACAUGAUUGUCAACUGUGAGUGGGGAUCCUUUGGAGACAAUGGCGUUUUGGACUUCAUACGCACAUCCUACGAUAAAUCUAUGGACCAGCUAACGCCCGAUCCAAUGAUGCAAACCUUUGACAAGUGCAUCUCUGGCGUGUAUCUAGGCGAAAUAGUGCGUCAAAUCGUACUGGAUCUAAUGAAGAAAAAUGUCAUUUUCAAGGGUCUCAUGUCGCAGGCCAUCCAGACGGAAUGGAAAUUCGAGUCUCGCUUUAUAGCUGAGAUUGAGUCAGAGCCCUUUGGCCAGUACCGCAGUACCGCCAUGGUCCUGAAUAGCCUGGGGAUCCGAACAUGCAACGAGAAGGAUCUCGCCUGUCUGCGGUAUAUCUGUGAGUCGGUAACAAGGCGUUCAGCUCAGCUCGUGGCCUGCGGGCUCGUUUGUCUGAUCAGAAAGAUGAAUGUCUGCAAGUCGUCAGUAGGUAUUGAUGGUGGAAUGUAUCGCUAUCAUCCGAAUUACCAUAGGCUCCUAAUUGAGAACAUGAACAUUUUGCUUAAGUGCUCAGCUGAAUACGAACUAGUUCUAUCCGAGGAUGGCUCAGGGCGCGGUGCGGCUCUAGUAGCUGCCAUCUACUCAUGCAAAUGAAUUGCAAUUCUCGACAUCAAUUACGUUAAGAAUCCUUACAGCGGCUAAUGAUCGUAGAAACGGGUUAAUCAAUAUCGCAAUGAUUGCCUGCGCCCACAGGCCAUCCAAGUGCCGCAUUAGCCUGAGUGUGGGCAAUGCCUGCUAUAUGAAGAAAACAGAGAACACCAAAAUGAUACAGAGGUAUCCUGUCACAGGCCAUUCAGACAGAGUUGAAGUUCGAGUCUCGCAGAGAUUGAUUCAAGCCCGCUUGGUCAAUACCGCAAUAUUGCCAUGGUCCUGAAUAACCUGCGAUACAUGUGCGAGACAGUAACAACGCGUUCCGCGCACCUCGUGGCCGGCGGGCUCGUCUGUCUGAUCAGAAAGAUGAAUGUCUGCAACUUGGCAGUGGGUAUUGAUGGUGGAAUGUAUAUACGUUAUCAACCGAAUAACCAUAAGCUGCUUAUUGACAAUAUGGAAAUGUUGAAGUGAUGAUGAAAUGCUUAAAUUUGUUAAGGAUCCUAACAGCGAUUAAGGAUCGUAAAAUUUAUCCAAUUUCAGAUCUGUCACUUUAUUUGAAAAAUGUUCAACAAGUAUUGCCAAUAUGAUGCAUUCCACUUGAUUUUCUGAAA